Molecule: messenger RNA, 2505 nt
Organism: Lytechinus variegatus (green sea urchin)
Lineage: Eukaryota; Metazoa; Echinodermata; Echinoidea; Temnopleuroida; Toxopneustidae
Product: G-protein coupled receptor GRL101-like
Exons: 14
Coding region: 55-2052 (665 amino acids)
Biological process (GO): G protein-coupled receptor signaling pathway
Cellular component (GO): membrane
Molecular function (GO): G protein-coupled receptor activity; protein binding
Source: RefSeq, a predicted model, not a curated record
UUUGACCUAAGUUGUUACGAGCCCGACGUCGAGACCUUCGCCUGUGCUUCGGGAAUGCAGUUCAUACACGCCAUCGCACGAUGUGAUAGUAUUGUUGACUGCCAUGAUCACUCCGAUGAGAUUGGCUGCGGAGAAUGUCCCCCGGGAACAUCCCAAUGUGAAGGAACUGAUAUAUGCAUCUAUUCUAAAUAUCUUUGUGAUGGAGUGAAUGACUGCCCGCUUGAAGAUGACGAGAACUGUAUAGAUUCAAGGUGCCCGGACGGGUGUAUCUGUGGGGAGGGCCCUUACGCCCAUUUCUUUGGGCCUAGCCGGGCCUUCUGCGCCGCACCGGGUUAUCUCCCAUACUGGACCAAUGGGACCACCACAUGGAAUCAGCAAUACGCCAUGAACACCACUCUCAGAACUGUUAUUAUAGACCUUCAUGACAUUCCCAUCGGGCACCUCGAUCCAGGGAGUUUCAAUGGAGCAACAAAUCUGAAUACCCUUGACCUGACUAAUUGUGAUAUUGACCACCUUCCUUCAGGCGUAUUUGAUGGUGCUCCUCGUCUUUACAAAUUGUAUAUUCGAUAUAACAAGUUGAGAUAUUUGGAGAAAGGGACGUUUCGCGGUCUCUACAACCUUUAUCUCCUCUUCGCAGAGUUCAACUUUUUGACGCAAUUUGACGAUGGCUGUUUUGAAGGACUGACCAAUCUAUUUUUCAUAGAUCUUGAGAAGAAUGGAAUAACUGAUUUCCGUCCUGGUACGUUUCGCGAUCUCGGGGGCUCUCUCGAAAGAUUGAUAAUAACUCGUAAUAACCUCACAUCGAUCAACUCAUCGCUGUUUUAUGGGUUGGAAGACUCAUUACUUAGAGUGAACAUGGAUAAUAAUGAACUAAAGUACAUAGAGCCAGGGACCUUCCAGAAUAUGACAUCUCUGCAAGAUAUCGUACUGGCUUCUCUUAGCACGAAACCAUGGACCUUAUAUCCCGAAGUCUUUGAGGGUCUCUCCCAAUUGAAGUCACUCCAUGUCAACGAUCCGAGACUGUGCUGCCUAGCCCCAGCAGAGACCGAAUGCGUCCUCCGGAUCCCGCCCCACCCCCUCUUCACUUGCAGGAAGACAUUCCUCCAAAACACAACCAUCAAAUUCUUCAUCUGGUUCUUGGGUGUUAGCGCCCUCAUCGGUAACUUCCUGGUCAUUGUUAUGCGUCUCAACAGCAAGCCAGCAACUCCAGUAGCCCACAUACAGUCCAUGUUCAUUACCAAUCUAGCUGCUUCAGAUUUCUUGAUGGGUGUGUACAUGGUGUUCCUGGCCAUAAUGGACAUCUACAUCGGGGAGUCGUACUUCUGGCAGGGCCUAUCAACAGAGUGGCGGUCGAGCGCGUUAUGUCAGUUCGCCGGCUUCAUCUCCAUCUUCAGCAGCGAGGCAUCGGUCUUCCUCCUAACCCUGAUCAGUGUUGACCGGUUCAUCUGCAUCCUGUUUCCCUUCUCCACCAAGCGAUUGACGGUUACUUCUGCUCGUAUGGCCAUUGUUGGUAUCUGGUGUUUCGCCCUCAUGCUCAGUCUGACAGGCGUGCUCCUCAACAACCUCUACCCCGAUGCUUACAGUUUGAGUGACGUCUGCGUGGGCCUGCCAUUCAUCCGCAAAUCGACCAACCUCCAGGCCUCCCAAGACGAUCGGACCACCAACACCUACCAGACCGUCACCUACUUCACCGAAGCCACGUCGUCGAUCUCCACAUGGCAGUUCUCCAUUGCCCUCUUCCUCGGCAUCAACUUCAUGAGUUUCCUAGUCAUCCUCUGCACCUACAUCGCCAUCUUCAUCAAGGUCCGUUUCACUAGGGCCGAGGCCGGCAAGACCAACCAGAGGUCGCACGACGUCAAGAUGGCCAUCCGGAUGUUCCUGAUUGUCGGGACGGACUUCUGCUGCUGGAUGCCCAUCAUCAUCCUAGGUAUCCUGGUCCAGACCGUUGGGGUGGAGGUGACCCCGGACAUUUACGCUUGGCUUGUCGUAUUCGUCCUCCCAAUCAACUCUUCUCUCAACCCAUACCUCUACACCAUCGUUCACUCUGUCUAAAGGAAGCAUCCUGACAACAUUUUAGUGAAUGGCAUAUGUGAAAUCACACGGCAGAGGAGAGGGGGAGGGGUAGGGCGACUGUAUCUGGAGCGAAUGGAUGUCGAUUAGGAACGAGUAAGGGUAAAGGGGGAUGUAUCUCCAUUUUCACCAGUGAUGAACAAUCAGUAUUCUGUCUGUUCAAAUGCUGGUGUCUGCCUUAUGAAACUGGGUCAAGCCGUCAAACCGUCAAGGUGUCUUAUUAUGUUAUUAUACCUCUCGUGACUGCCGAUUUGCGUAACUUUCUUUCUUUAUUUCUUUCUUUCUUUUUUUCAUUUAUUUAUUUAUUUAUUUAUUCAUUCAUUCAUUCACGUUUUAUUUAAAAGACAGGGUUGUCUCAUUCAAGCCAAAUGGCUUGCUUUACAAGGGACCCUGUCCAAAUGUACAUAAAUAAUAAAUAUGACAUAAACAGGAAUA